Molecule: messenger RNA, 1795 nt
Organism: Sphaerodactylus townsendi
Lineage: Eukaryota; Metazoa; Chordata; Lepidosauria; Squamata; Sphaerodactylidae
Gene: RBM42
Product: RNA binding motif protein 42
Exons: 10
Coding region: 84-1454 (456 amino acids)
Molecular function (GO): mRNA binding
Source: RefSeq, a predicted model, not a curated record
UCCGGUGUCAUAGGCGGGCGCCGGGAGUUGUUCUUCGUGGUUGUGGUGGUCGUGAGGCGGCCGGCCUCCGAAGAGUCUCUGCGAUGGCGGCUCCCGCUAUUCCUCCUCCGGGAGGACCCCCCGCGGUGCCCGGGGGACAACCGAGACCGGGAGGCGGGAAGAGCGGGGAGGAGCGGCUGAAGGAGAUGGAGGCCGAGAUGGCGCUAUUUGGUUCACAAGAAGUGCUGGGAGCUCCAGUUUCCUUACCUGCUGUGACUCCAGUGGUGGAGGCUGUCCCAGUUGCCCUGGCAGUGCCAGCUGUGCCUGCAAUUCCACCUGUCCCAGUCAUCCGCCCUAUCAUCGCCACCAACACUUACCAGCAGGUCCAGCAGAGACUGGAAGCUCGAGCAGCAGCUGCUGCAACUGUUGUCGCUCCUAUUGUGGCCCCUCCAGUACCGUUUGUAGGCCCAGCUGUGCCCCCACAGCGACCUCCUAUCCUCCGACCGACUUUUGUGCCUCAUGUCUUGCAGAGAUCUGGUGGUCCUCGGCCUAUGCCAAUGCGGCCGCCUCAUCAUCAACCCAUGGUGGGGCCUCCCAUGCCAGGGCCCCAGGGCCCCCCAAUGCUGAUGGGUCCACCAAUGCAGAGAGCCCCUGGCCCGCCUCUCGGAGGCAUCGGGCCCAUGAGACCUGGUCCCCCCGUUGGCCCAGGAAUUCCUGUCGGCCCUCUGGCUCCACUGGUGCCUGUUCCUCGGCCUGUUGUGGCACCUCCCAAAGUGAACCCCACUGUCAUCCAGGCAGCUCCUACGGUGUAUUCUGCCCCUCCGGUGAAGAAGCAAGAGGAGGAGCAUCGAGAGCCUCCGCCCCCUGUGGUGGAGGAGAAGGAGCCAGUUGGGCUGGAGGAGCCGGUGAUUGGACCCAGCAUGCCGGAGGCGGAGCCUGUUCCGCUGGUGGACCUGAGUCGACUCCCUUCGAUGCGCGUGCACGAGCCGCCGCCUGCACGGGGGAAGCGCCCCCGAGGACCUGACUCUGGCUUCGUCCCUGUUGAGCCUGUCGUGGAGAACACACCCGAGGACAAGAAGAAAACCAAGCAGGAGAAGCUGAAGCGUUGCAUCCGCACAGCAGCCGGCACUUGCUGGGAAGACGCCAGUCUCCUGGAGUGGGACCCCGAUGAUUUCCGGAUCUUCUGCGGGGACCUGGGCAACGAGGUGAACGACGACAUCCUGGCACGCGCCUUCAGCCGCUACCCGUCCUUCCUGAAGGCUAAAGUGAUCCGGGACAAGCGUACCGGCAAGACGAAAGGCUACGGCUUCGUCAGCUUCAAGGACCCCAACGAUUACGUCCGUGCCAUGCGAGAGAUGAACGGUAAGUAUGUCGGCAGCCGGCCCAUCAAGCUGCGCAAAAGCAUGUGGAAGGAUCGCAACAUCGACGUGGUGCGCAAGAAACAGAAGGAGAAAAAGAAGCUGGGCCUGAGGUAACCCAGCUGUUUAUGCCCUGUUCACCCUCUGAUACAGAAACAAGGAGCCGUCCUGUCACCUCUGAGCUGUCAAGUCCUGCCCUCUGGUGGGCAGGAUGCCCAUCGCAAGCAGGCUUUGCGUGUAGGAGACCUUGAGUUCCCCACAGCUCUCCUGCCAGCCAGGCACGUAAGAUGUGUGCGCACAGACACCUCCUUGUAGCUCCUACAGACUUAAAGUCUUCGAGUGGGCACGGCGCUAACAAGACUGCAGUCCUGCGCUUUCUUCUGGGGGAAAAAAUUGAGCAUAACAACCAUUUGCGUAGGGUGGGGGAGUGUCUUAACUCAAUAAAUGUGUCUAUUUUU